This is a messenger RNA of Acanthosepion pharaonis, 1917 nucleotides long. Lineage: Eukaryota; Metazoa; Mollusca; Cephalopoda; Sepiida; Sepiidae. The record is from the annotation of a GenBank genome assembly.
AUGUAUAUCCGAAUGGAGCGAGCGCUACUAUCGACUAUAGAACAGAAUAAAUUAUUAUCUUACAUCUAUCUAUCUAUCUAUCUAUCUAUCUAUCUAUCUCAGUCUUUUCAUUUCUUUCUUUUUUCUAUCUAUCUAUCUAUCUAUCUAUCUAUCUAUCUAUCUAUCUCAGUCUUUUCCUUCCUUUCUUUCUUUCUCAUUUUGUUCAUUUCUUUCUUUAUGUCUUUGUUUUUCUAUCUAUCUAUUUGGGCUCAUUGGCAUCAACCAGAUUGUUUUUUUUCUCAUUCUCAUUUUUUCCUUCUUUUAUUUCCCGCUAUUUUAUUUUGUGAUAACUUUCUUUUUCUUUUCUUUUUCUUUUUUUUGUCACUUUUUCUCUUCGCUCUCCUUUUAGCUUUCUCUCUCUUCUGUUUUUCCAGUGCAGUGUUCUUUAACUUCUCUUUCAUUCACUCUUUGUUUGCAUCUUUCUUCGUUUACAUUUUGCUCUUUUUCAUUCUCUUCUUCUAUAAAUUAUCUUUCAUUCUCUUCUUCUAUAUAGUCUUUUUCAUUCUCUUCUCCUAUAUAGUCUUUUUCUUUCUCUUCUAUAUAUUCUUUUUCAUUCCAUUCUAUAUAUUCUUUUUCAUUCUCUUCUUGUAUAUAGAAUUUUUCAUUUUCUUCUUCUAUAUAGUCUUUUUCAUUCACUUCUAUACAUUCUCUUUCAUUCUCUUCUUCUAUAAAUCUUUUUCAUUCUCCUUCUAUAUAUUCUUCUUCAUUCUCUUCUAUAUAUUCUUCUUCAUUCUCUUCUAUUCUUUUUCAUUCUCCUUCUAUAUAUUCUUCUUCAUUCUCUUCUAUAUAUUCUUCUUCAUUCUCUUCUAUAUAUUCUUCUUCAUUCUCUUCUAUGUAUUUUUUCAUUCUCUUCUUCUAUAUAGUCUUUUUCAUUCUCCUUCUAUAUAUUCUUCUUCAUUCUCUUCUAUAUAUUCUUCUUCAUUCUCUUCUAUGUAUUUUUUCAUUCUCUUCUAUAUAGUCUUUUUCAUUCUCCUUCUAUAUAUUUUUCUUCAUUCUCUUCUAUAUAUUCUUCUUCAUUCUCUUCUAUGUAUUUUUCUUCAUUCUCUUCUUCUAUAUAGUCUUUUUCAUUCUCCUUCUAUAUAUUCUUCUUCAUUCUCUUCUAUGUAUUUUUUCAUUCUCUUCUAUAUAGUCUUUUUCAUUCUCCUUCUAUAUAUUCUUCUUCAUUCUCUUCUAUAUAUUCUUCUUCAUUCUCUUCUAUGUAUUUUUCUUCAUUCUCUUCUUCUAUAUAGUCUUUUUCAUUCUCCUUCUAUAUAUUCUUCUUCAUUCUCUUCUAUAUAUUCUUCUUCAUUCUCUUCUAUUCUUUUUCAUUCUCCUUCUAUAUAUUCUUCUUCAUUCUAUUCUCCUAUAUUACUUCUUCAUUCUCUUCUAUAUAUUCUUCAAUUUUUCUCCUUUAUAUUCAUUUUCUUCUUCUACAUAUUCGUCUGCAUUCUUGUCUAUAUAUUUUACUUCAUUCUCGUCUAUAUAUUCUUCUUCAUUCUCUUCUUUUAUAUGUCCUUUUUAUUCACUUUUUCCAUGCGCUUCUUAUUCUCUUCUUAUAUUUUUCAUUCUUCUUCUAUACCCCCUUUUUUAUUCUCUUCUAUAUCUCCCUUUUUCAUUCUUUUCUUUUCUUUGUCUUUUCAUUCUUAUAAUCUCUUUUUCUUCCUCUUUUUAAUAUCCCUAUUUUAUCCUCUUCUAUUCUAUUAUUUUUCUUUCUUUUCUAUAUCCCUUUUUCUUCUUUUACUUUUCUUUCUACUGCUCUUUACUCUCUGCAUUAUCCGUUUGCCUCUCUUUUCGCACUUUCUUUCUUUCGUCUUUCUCUCCCUAUAUCCCUCUCCCUACAAAGCUACCUACUUCAUAUUUUCUCUUUAUAUUUCUUUCGCUCUCUCUCUCUCUUCUUGA